Messenger RNA from Armigeres subalbatus, 1326 nucleotides. RefSeq names its product cyclin-H (gene CycH). Gene Ontology annotation, biological process: regulation of transcription by RNA polymerase II; regulation of cyclin-dependent protein serine/threonine kinase activity; DNA-templated transcription. Gene Ontology annotation, molecular function: cyclin-dependent protein serine/threonine kinase regulator activity. The transcript is spliced from 6 exons. The record is from RefSeq and is a predicted model, not a curated record. Bases 141 to 1142 code for a protein of 333 amino acids. Lineage: Eukaryota; Metazoa; Arthropoda; Insecta; Diptera; Culicidae. Gene Ontology annotation, cellular component: nucleus; transcription factor TFIIK complex.
UUCUCACCUUAGUAUGUAAAGUCAUUGAUCCUUUGCAUUCAUAAUAAAAGGAAACCAUACAAGACAUCCCAGACAUCCCGUAUUAAAUAUACGUGCUUGAAUUAUCAAAAAAUCUUUAAAGUUGAUUUAAAUCCAAAGAAAUGUAUCCACAAAGUUCACAGAAAAAGUAUUGGACUUUCAAAAGUGAACAGGAAUUGGCGGAGCUUCGCCUAAAACAGAAUCGCAAUUUUAUUGCCCGGCAUGGAACCGAAAUGUCUGAAGAACAAAAAUCAUCAUUUUUCUUGUCAGCCGACGAGGAACGGCUGCUACUGAAACAGUAUGAGCUUCAGUUGAAGGAAUUCUGCAAACGGUUCGAACCCCCCAUGCCAAAAUAUGUCGUCGGAACGGCUUUCCACUAUUUCAAACGCUUUUAUUUAAACAACUCAUCGAUGGAUUAUCACCCUAAGGAAAUUCUAGCUACCUGUGUGUACCUUUCCUGUAAAGUGGAAGAAUUCAACGUUUCAAUCGGUCAAUUUGUGGCAAACAUCAAAGGCGACCGUAACAAAGCGAUGGACAUAAUCCUGUCAAACGAGUUAUUGUUGAUGCAGGAGCUGAACUACUAUCUUACGAUUCACAAUCCAUUUCGACCGAUUGAGGGAUUCCUGAUUGAUAUAAAGACUCGUUUUAAUAUGAGCAAUCCUGAUAGGCUUCGUCCAGGUAUUGACGACUUCAUAGAUAAAACAUUCCUCACAGACGCACCUUUGACGUACGCCCCUUCUCAGAUUGCGCUAGCAGCCGUUCUACACGCAGCCAGCAAAGAACAGGAAAACCUUGAUAAGUACGUAACUGAAUCGCUUUUCGGAACAGCGAAAGACAAACUACCGGUUUUGAUAGAAGCUGUACGUAGGGUACGGUCGAUGGUCCGUACCAUCGAGUUGCCUCAGAAAGACAAGGUGCGAGCACUCGAGAAAAAGUUGGAAAAAUGUCGAAACCAGGAGAAUAAUCCCGAUAGUCAAAUCUACAAGCAACGGAUGAAAAAGAUGUACGAAGAUGAGGAUGACGCCGAGCUGCUGAGCUCCACUUACCACAUGAACGCAACCGAUACAAGCUUAGAAGUGUCCCAACUGAACAGCAGUAACUCGGCUAAUAUGUCAAUAGAAUGAAUCUGUAGCUCAGGUAGCUGAACACAAUACGAUCAUUGUGCUUUAACAAAUUUUGAGCUAGAUCGAUUCAUGAGAUCACAUUUCCGUACAAAUUCAAAUUGUUAUGGCAGUUAAAUUGUAAUAAAGUUUUCAUAAAAUUUUGUAAACUAGGACAUAAUGACCAAUAGAGGACGCUCCAGCCAUA